CCAGACUGAGACCCGAGAAAGAGGGGAAACAAAGAGAGAGACAGAGAGCCCCGGGGGCUGAGGUGACAAGUCUACGGGGUCCCUGUCCCCUAGUGCUGUUACCAGAGCAACAGGCGCGUAGCUCCGGGCAGAGGUGGACACGCUCACUGGAUGGAGAUGUGUUGUCUCCCGCUUGUACUGAAAGAAUGCACAGUUGUAUGAAAUCCAGAUGCAGGGAUGAGCGUUCUUGACUUUCCCAUCCAUUUGAAAAGGCUCGGUCUCGGAAAUAAGCAAAAUACCGCCACUCCGGUACUUCAUGUAGUGUAAGGAACCAUGUAGUAUUAUACAUGGUGAAUACCUAAGAAGUUUGUUUUCUGGAAGCGUUGAAUGCCCCCUGCAUUCCGUUGCCGUUUCUUGUUUAGGAUAUGUCACUACUGGAAUUUAGCCCCAUCUUUGGCCCCAGUCUUUAUUUGGUUUUAAAUGCAGAAGCAGAGUCGCCAUUAUUUGUAACAGUUCAGAUUGACAAGCAAUAGCCACAAUGGCUCAGACCAGUUUACUCCAAGGAAAACCCUUCUACUGCAGAGAAUGGAUUUUCCACAAGCUUCAACACUGUCUGCAAGAGAAAGCAAACAGCAGCGUCUCUGCCGCCAACAAACUGGUGCUUGUGGCAAACUCCGGCAGCAAUGGCGGCAGUACGGGAAAAGGAACUGCUUGGGGUUUAUUGCUAGUCGGUGGCCCAGGCAGUGGAAAGACAGCUCUGUGCACUGAGCUGCUGUGGCCAAGUUCACCUGCCGGUUUACAAAGAGGUUUGCAUAGCCAGGUUUUGGCUUUUCAUUUUUGCAAGGCCCAGGAUGCAGACACGCUUUGCGUGGGAAGCUUUAUCAGGGGACUGGUUGACCAGAUCUGCCGAGGAGGACUAAUGCCGGGCUAUGAGGACAAAUUAAACGAUCCUGCUGUCCAGAGCCUUUUACAGCCUGGGGAGUGUGAACGCAAUCCGUCAGAAGCCUUUAAAAGGUGUGUUCUCCUUCCUCUCCUGGCUAUGAAAUCUCCUUCCCAAAGUCUCCUUUUGGUGGUCGAUUCUGUUGACGAGGGCUGCAACGCUGUGGAAGGCGAGCAUCGACCGUCUGGAUUAUCAGGAACAAUAGCGGAUCUUUUAGCGAGUCACCAUGAGUUUUUCCCUCCGUGGCUACUUCUCAUAUGUUCAGCUCGCAAGCAAAGUAGAGCUGUCACCAAAAUGUUUACAGGUUUCAGAAAAAUAAGUUUGGAUGAUCUUCGAAAGGCUUACAUAGUGAAGGAUGUCCAGCAGUAUAUUCUUCAUCGUUUGGACCAAGAAGAAGCAUUGAGACAACACUUGACAAAAGAGACAGCAGAGAUGUUAAACCAGCUCCACAUCAAAAGCAGCGGGUGUUUUCUUUACUUAGAGCGUGUUUUAGAUGGAGUUGUGGAAAAUUUCAUCAUGCUUCGCGAGAUCCGCGAUAUCCCUGGAACUUUAAAUGGUUUAUACCUUUGGUUAUGUCAAAGACUGUUUGUUAGGAAACAGUUUGCCAAGGUCCAACCAAUUUUAAAUGUUAUACUAGCAGCGUGUCGUCCUCUAACAACCAUAGAACUCUUUCAUGCAGUUUGGACUAAAAAUAUGUCCUUGACGAUGGAAGACUUUCAAAGGAAAUUGGAUGUGUUGUCAAAAGUCCUGGUUGAAGGAAUAGGCAAUACAAAAAUCCUGUUUCAUUAUAGUUUUGCAGAGUGGUUGCUUGAUGUAAAACACUGCACCCAGAAAUACCUGUGUAAUGCAGCUGAGGGCCAUCGAAUGCUUGCAAUGAGUUAUACAUGUCGUGCCAAGGAACUGACCCCUGUAGAAGUACAAGAGUUUGCUCUACAUCUUAUUCACUCAAAUUUGCAACUAACCAACUCGGAGUUAGCUUUGUGGAUGAUAUGGAAUGGAACAUGUGUAAAAGACUCCUUGUGCACUGUAAUACCAAAGGAGCAAGAGGUGCUACAACUGUUAGUAAAAGCAGGCGCUCAUGUUGAUAGCGAAGACGACAGAACCUGUUGUAUUGUACGACAAGCACUAGAAAGGGAGGAUUCAAUACGCACAUUGCUGGAUAAUGGGGCCUCUGUUAAUCAGUCCGAUUCUAAUGGCAGAACUUUGUUGGCCAAUGCUGCCUACAGUGGCAACCUUGAUGUGGUCAACUUGCUUGUUUCAAGAGGGUCUGACCUUGAAAUAGAAGAUACCAAUGGACAGACAGCACUUACAUUAGCUGCCCGGCAAGGACAUGUAAAGGUAGUGAAUUGUCUAAUCGGAUGUAGUGCAAAUAUUAAUCAUUGUGAUCACGAUGGAUGGACUGCGUUGAGAUCUGCAGCAUGGGGAGGACACACAGAGGUGGUCUCUGCGCUUUUGUAUGCUGGUGCCAAAGUGGAUUGUGCAGAUGCAGACAGUCGAACAGCUUUACGAGCAGCAGCAUGGGGUGGGCAUGAAGAUAUUGUACUGAAUUUGCUACAGCAUGGUGCAGAGGUUAAUAAAGCUGACAAUGAAGGCAGAACUGCUUUGAUUGCAGCUGCGUACAUGGGGCACAAAGAAAUUGUAGAGCAUCUUUUAAGCCAUGGGGCAGAAGUUAACCACGAAGAUGUUGAUGGGAGAACAGCUUUAUCAGUUGCAGCUCUGUGUGUGCCAGCAAGUAAAGGCCAUGCCUCUGUUGUUAGCCUCCUGAUUGAGCGUGGCGCAGAAGUAGAUCACUGUGACAAGGAUGCAAUGACACCAUUACUUGUUGCUGCCUACGAAGGGCACGUAGAUGUUGUUGAUUUGCUCCUAGAAGGGGGUGCUGAUGUGGAUCACACUGAUAAUAAUGGGCGUACUCCUCUGCUUGCCGCAGCAUCCAUGGGACAUGCAUCAGUUGUCAAUACACUUUUGUUUUGGGGAGCAGCAGUAGAUAGCAUUGAUAGUGAAGGCAGAACUGUGCUAAGCAUAGCCUCCGCUCAAGGCAAUGUUGAAGUUGUGCGAACACUUCUUGACAGAGGUUUAGAUGAAAACCAUAGAGAUGAUGCUGGAUGGACUCCACUGCACAUGGCUGCAUUUGAAGGUCACAGAUUGAUAUGUGAAGCAUUAAUUGAACAAGGUGCUCGAACAAACGAGGUUGACAACGAUGGACGCGUUCCUUUAAUACUGGCUGCACAAGAGGGCCAUUAUGAUUGCGUGCAAAUAUUGUUGGAGAAUAAAUCGUUGGUUGAUCAAAAGGGAUAUGAUGGGCGUAAUUCUCUGCGUGUGGCGUCACUGGAAGGACACAGAGAUAUAGUGGAACUGCUUUUAGCAAGCGGCGCAGAUAUUAAUGCCAAGGAUGCUGACGGACGACCAACACUUUAUAUUUUGUCAUUGGAAAACCAGCUUACAAUGGCUGAAUAUUUUCUGGAAAGUGAAGCGAAUGUAGAAGCCAGUGACACAGAGGGAAGAACAGCUCUCCAUGUCUCCUGCUGGCAGGGACAUUUAGAGAUGGUCCAGUCUCUUCUAUCUUAUCGAGCCGAUGUUAAUGCUGAAGACAAUGAAAAACGCUCUGCCUUACAAUCUGCUGCUUGGCAAGGCCAUGUGAAAGUCGUACAGCUGUUAAUUGAUCAUGGAGCCAUUGUCGAUCACACUUGUAACCAAGGUGCUACUGCGCUGUGUAUUGCAGCCCAGGAAGGUCACGCUGACGUUGUCCACGUUUUGUUGGAACAUGGGGCUGAUCCAAAUCACGCUGAUCAGUUUGGACGCACAGCAAUGCGGGUAGCUGCCAAAAAUGGACAUUCCCAAAUAAUUAAACUCCUGGAAAAAUAUGGAGCAACAACACUAAAUGGAUGCAAUCCUUCUCCUGUUCAUACCAUGGAGCAAAAAGCCUUAAACCCAUCCUCUACAAAAGUGCAAUCCUUAACCAUUAAAUCCAAUAGUUCAUCUAGCACAGGAGGUGGUGAUGUCCAUCCUGCUAUGCGUGGUCUCUGUAAUGGUCCUUCUCAUGCCUUCAGCUCCCCAUCAGAAUCCCCAGAUUCUACUGUUGAUAGACACAAGUCGUCACUCUCGAAUAAUUCCUUAAAAAGUUCUAAAAACUCUUCUCUUCGUACAACGUCUUCUACUGCAACUGCUCAAACUGUGCCUAUUGAUAGUUUCCAUUGCCUUUCUUUUACAGAGCAAAUUCAACAGCAUUCUCUACCACGUAGUAGAAGCAGACAGUCAAUAGUUUCUCCUACUUCCACAACACAUUCUUUGGGACAAAAUAAUUCCCCAACCAGUGAAUUUGAGUGGAGUCAAGUAAAGCCUAGUUUAAAAUCCACCAAGUCAAAUAAAGGUGGGAAAGGGGACACCUCAAAUAAAUCCAGCUCAGUAGGUAAGAAAACAAAGCAAAGUAAUUGCUCUCAGUCCAAGGUGCUGGAAUAUGAAAUGACUCAGUUUGACAAAAGAGCCCAUGUUCCAAGUUCAGUAACCAGCAUGAAUGUACCACUCAAACAAGUCCACAGCGACACUGCCUCUAAAAUCCAAAUUCCCUCAGUCCAACAGGAGGUUGGACGUUCCCAACAACAAUUUCUUAUUCAACAACAAAGUGCUGAGCAGAAGAAAAGGAAUGGCAUUAUGACCAAUCCCAACUAUCACCUUCAAGGAAAUCAGGUUUUUCUCGGUAGAGUUUCUGUGCCACGUGCUUUACAAGGCAGAGGACACCAGGAAGUGUUGGAAGGCUACCCUCCAUCCGAAACAGACUUGGGCCUUAAGCAAUCAUUAAAACUUCAAAUUGAAGGAAAUGAUCCUAGCUUUAACUACAAAAAGGAAACGCCACUAUAAAUGGUUGAAGAAGCACAACAAUAUUACUAGAAUGGAGGAAAGUCAUACAAACAUUGACACUUCAGCUCUCCAAAGCAAUUUUUUGACAGAGACUUCAGAAGUACAGAUGACUUGAAAAUUGCUUUAUUGUGCCUGGUUUUAGGCAACUUUGUUAAACGCGUGCGAAAAAAUAAAAAAAUGUACUGUGCACAAAAAUGCACUUUGUAACUGCUCCCCCUCGAUUCCCCCAUAAAAUGUAACUCCGAAGCUUUCAGAUUGAUCUCAUUACUCAGACACUCAAAUACGCAUGUCCUGCAGUGAACCGGGUAUGACAUGCACCCCUCUGCCUUAUUAUUUUUAUCUGUUUAGCUGAAAGUAUUUAUACGGUUAUGAAAUAUGUUCAAUCUUGGCAAGCUUUUGAAGAGUUCCCACAGCUGUUUCCUCUGCAAUAUAUUUGUAGGUCUCCAAAAAUACCACGUUUUUGGAGGAAACUGCCUAUACUUCAGUAUUUACGUACACCAAAUUUCUGAUGGCUCGCGUGCCAUGCCUUUACCUACUCAGCUAGCAGAGCUCGGCAAACUUUUUUUUUUUUCUAUAUUUUAUUUCUGCAGUGAGUUGAAUGUAUUAUGCUCAACCUUUCCGAAAAAAAAAAGGAUAUUUAUCCACCACUGAAAAGCUCAGUGUUAUGUAUUAUUUGAUGUUAACGUUAUCAAUGCUUAUUUAAAUGUCGUAACCAGUUUGUUGUCUUUUGUCCAGUUAGAGGAAGAAGUAUGUAGUUAACCAUUUGUGGCGGAAGUGGACAUGUGUAUGACUUUAAAAUGUGGUUCCUAUUUUUUUGUUUGUAGCAAAAUUAAUGACAUAUUUAUUUUCCAUGCAAAGCACUAGUAGUGAUAAAGCCUCAGCUGAGG
Messenger RNA from Spea bombifrons (plains spadefoot toad), 5661 nucleotides. RefSeq names its product ankyrin repeat domain containing 50 (gene ANKRD50). The transcript has 5 exons. Bases 518 to 4774 code for a protein of 1418 amino acids. The record is from RefSeq and is a predicted model, not a curated record. Gene Ontology annotation, molecular function: protein binding. Lineage: Eukaryota; Metazoa; Chordata; Amphibia; Anura; Pelobatidae.